This is a messenger RNA of Maniola jurtina (meadow brown), 1333 nucleotides long. It is a transcript of the gene Tsp2A, whose product is annotated as tetraspanin-2A. The transcript is spliced from 5 exons. Gene Ontology annotation, cellular component: membrane. Lineage: Eukaryota; Metazoa; Arthropoda; Insecta; Lepidoptera; Nymphalidae. Bases 245 to 994 code for a protein of 249 amino acids. The record is from RefSeq and is a predicted model, not a curated record.
CUGGACAGUAGUUUUAACAACACGAACAAAGUAAAAAUAAACAGGUGUGGCAAUCGAAGCCCAAACUAAACCUCGUAUCUUUUUCGAACCAUUAUCUCGGCAAAUAUAGAUAACCUAGCUAUGUGUAAGACUUUAUCUUGCUGAUAGCGUUCCAGUAACGAUCCGAUCGUCGAGUGGACAACCCUAAGUUCUACUUUCCAGUAAUAGUUUUCCUGUUUGUAGUGAAGUGAAAUAUUAAAGUGCAAUGGCGGGGGUUGGCAGAGGCGACGGGCAAGGGCCAGCGGUCGGAAAACUCGAGUCACAGAUUUAUUGCAUCAAGUAUACUUUGUUCUGCUUCAACAUUGUACUAUGGUUGUUCGGUGCAUCAGUCUUCGCGCUAUGUCUCUGGAUAUGCAUAGAGCCUGGAUUUAACGAGUGGAUGAACAUCCUUCAGCUGCAGAAGUAUUUCAUUGGCAUCUACAUCAUACUCAUUGGCUCGCUGGGCAUCAUGGUUGUCGCCUUCCUCGGGUGCGGUUCAGCGCUCAUGGAAAACGUUAAGCUUCUAUAUGCGUACAUAGUAUCGCAAAUAGCGUCAUUUGUGUUCGGAUUGGUGGGCGCCUGUGUUGUGUUGGACUUCUCUACCUAUGACUCCAGCAUCCAACCUCUCAUCAAAGAUGUUAUUUUAAGGCUAAUGAAUAACCCACAACAUGAAGGCAGUCGGGAAAUCCUUAGGAUGGUACAAGAGGGAAUUGGCUGCUGCGGAGCUGAUGGCCCAAUGGACUACCUCCACCUGAAUAAGCCUUUGCCAUCGGAAUGCCGCGACUCUGUCACCGGCAACGCCCACUUCCACGGCUGUGUGGACGAGCUCACCUGGUUUCUGGAAUCCAAAACUGGAUGGCUGGCAGGCAUUGUUCUUGCUUCUUGUAUGAUUUGCGUAAUAAACGCUGUCAUGUCCAUGGUCCUCAUACAAGCAGUCAAAAAAGAGGAAGAAGAAUCAGUAACGUACAAAAACUGAAACAUUUUAAUUAUAAGAGAAUCUUAAUUUUAGACUUAGGUACAAAGUUAUAGAAAUAGAUUUAUAUAUUUUUUAUAUACUUAUAGAAUAAAAACGACUAAGAAUAACAACGUUGUUAAAAAUAUAAAGCGGAAAAUUAUAUUAUUAUUUUUUAUUUAGGAAAAUUGAAAUGUAAACGUGAUUUUCUGUUCUUGUAGAAGAUUCCUAAAAAUGAAAUACAAACUUACUUUAUGUAAACUUUUUACCACCGUCUAAUAAUGAUAAGUAACCAAAGUGAAAUAAUAUGACAUGUAAGUACAAAAUGUUUUUUUAAAUAAAUAAAUCUGUAUAAACCUGAAA